Messenger RNA from Protopterus annectens (West African lungfish), 2331 nucleotides. It is a transcript of the gene HDGFL3, whose product is annotated as HDGF like 3. Lineage: Eukaryota; Metazoa; Chordata; Ceratodontiformes; Protopteridae. Gene Ontology annotation, biological process: regulation of transcription by RNA polymerase II. The record is from RefSeq and is a predicted model, not a curated record. Gene Ontology annotation, molecular function: double-stranded DNA binding; transcription coregulator activity. The coding region runs from base 692 to 1303 and encodes 203 amino acids. Gene Ontology annotation, cellular component: nucleus. The transcript has 6 exons.
UUAGUAGAAGAUAAUAAAGUAAUGUAAAGGCACAGGCUUGCAGUGUGUUUCUACUAAGCACUGUGUAACACUAAACCCUACAUUACCAAAGGCCCUUCAUGGCAUAAUUUUGCGUACAGCAUUUCUGUUAUCCACGAGCACAGGCUGCAAAUAUAUUGGGAAUUAAAAAAAGAUCGCAAUACCUAGAUUUCCAUGUACCAUGCACACAGUAACGCGUAUCGCGACUUUUAAUACUAUUUAUUCGGGAUUGGUUUUGGAAUAUAUUUAUCUGUGUAACAACAGAAUAACAUCAAAGAAAACUAAAAAGUAGGUGGUUUACGUCCCUGCCCGAGGAAGACUUUCGAAAAGAUCUGUAUUUUGCUGUUGAAGGGUCGUACGCGCUUCCACCGAAUAAUAUGGCAGGUUGGGUGGACAAUAUUUUCGUAACCUUAGGCUGAAUAACGAGCGACGGACCAUCACGCACACAAUUUUUUUUCUGUAUUUUUUCCGCUUGAAAACGUUUCCUGGUAGCUGAUUAUUGGAGUGGUUGGGAAUAAGCGAGGUUGGAAUUCCGGCCUUUUAUCAUCCAGUGCUGUAUUUUUACGUACGUAAUACUAGAAACGUGUUUUGAGAAAAAGGGGACUUGAAGUCAGAAAAUAUUGCUUACUAUUUCUGCAGUUAAAAGCAAACAAAACAGAUAAAUAAAGGUAAAAUGGCACGUCCUCGGCCCAGGGAUUAUAAAGCCGGAGAGCUGGUUUUCGCCAAGAUGAAAGGCUACCCGCACUGGCCAGCUAGGAUAGAUGAGCUUCCAGAAGGAGCAGUGAAGCCACCAGCAAAUAAGUAUCCUAUCUUCUUUUUUGGAACACAUGAAACUGCCUUUCUUGGACCAAGAGAUCUUUUUCCUUACAAGGAAUACAAGGAUAAAUUUGGAAAAUCAAACAAACGAAAAGGAUUUAAUGAAGGCUUGUGGGAAAUUGAGAACAAUCCUGGAGUUAACUUCUCUGGAUAUCAGGGAUUGUUACCACAAAGUUCUUCAGAAACUGAGGGUGAAGGUGGUAAUGCUGCAGAUGCCAGUAGUGAAGGUGAAGAAGGUGAUACAGAAGAGGAAGAUAACAAAGAAAAAAGAAAACCUGAAAAAGCUACCACAAAGCGAAAGAAAAAUACUGUGUCAAAGAAAUCAUCAAAGCUGUCGCGAAAAGUUGCAAGAGAAAACGAAGAUGAAAAAGACAAAAAGGAAGAAAACAAAACCACUUCUGGGUCUGCAGAUGUGGGCAGUAAUACAAAAAAUUCAUCAGAAUCCCAGAAAACAAGUGAUGGGACAUAACUAUCAACCUGUGGAUGGAUUGCAAAAUACUGCAGAAAUCUUAGUAUUGUUAAAUGUAAAUCUGUUGUCAUACAUGCUUGGAUUUGUCCUAUAAAGCAUUCAUUUUGCAUUAGUCCUGUAAACAGAGCUGCAAGUUCAUUAAUACACCUUUCUCAUAUAUCCAUAGCUAUGGAAUGUAAGAAGAGAAGACACAGAAACACUUACUUAGGAAGAUUUUUAGCUUCAUCUAUUUUGACUGCCUCAAAAGGUACCCCAAAGCAUUCAUGGGAAUUUCAGUAGAAACCUUUUAUUGUUACGCAAUUAUGAUCAUGUAAAUGUAUUUGCUUUUAGGGCACACACUACCUUUGUUAUGGCAUUUUACAUUGCAAAGGACUACAGAAGCAUACCAAUCCCAUGUGAAUAUGUUUUAUAAUAAAAUUUCCUGGCUGCAAAGACCAGUUACUGUGAAUGCAACACAGUUAUUCAGCGGUCAGUAAUUGUAACCAUGAAGCAAAAACUGAACUUUCUGUUUAUAGGCUUUGAUUGAAAUUAAAUAUCUUCUGUUUUUAUUUAUUUUUUUCCAGAUGAUAGCACUAGAUAUAGUAGCAUUUCUCAGAGAACAUGUUGCAUCUGUUUAUAUCUGUAACAGCACAGUACUGGUAUCUUUAGCUACUCUGAUGAGAUACUGGUUGCUAGUUUAAUUGUCGGGGAAAAAAGUUGAGAUGAUGUCUCUUAAAAAAGAUGCAUAUUGCAUUCUUACUUUGAGAAAGUUCUUGCAGUAAGUGUUGCCGGUUCUACGUCUGUCAGUUUUCUUAUCUGUCUCAUGGCAGAUGUUUCCAGUCAUGCUGAAAAUAUCUGUCCCUUGAUGGUAUCAGUGUUGGCAAAUGUAUGCAUCAUAUUCAGAAUGCAGGCUUGCAUGUUCACAUUUCUUCUUGCUUCAUUCAACUGUCUUUGUUCAAGCAGUAACGUUUGUAGCAUCACUCUGAUGAAGUAGAGUUAAUAAGACAAAAAUGCUCACUCAUUUUUAAUAAAGAUUAGUUUUUCCUUGA